Molecule: messenger RNA, 3197 nt
Organism: Neolamprologus brichardi
Lineage: Eukaryota; Metazoa; Chordata; Actinopteri; Cichliformes; Cichlidae
Source: RefSeq, a predicted model, not a curated record
CAGCAACUCGGCAAAGCGCGCGAGGUGUCUGUCAGCGUGCGUGAACGUGCCUGGUUGUCUUGUGUGUUCCCUUCCCUGUUGGGGUCACCAUGGCCGAACCCAGCAAACGGCAGAGGCUCAGUCACAUUAACAGCAGCUCACAAACUUCGAGUAAAAGCUUAUCGAGCAUUUUCACGGACAGUCAGGACGAAGGACUCGAGGGGGAGGGUCGAUUUGUGGAGGGAUCCAUACUUCGGAUCACCAUGAAGAACUUCCUGACGUACGACUACUCUGUGGUGCAUCCUGGACCUAAUCUGAACAUGAUUGUCGGGGCCAAUGGUACUGGAAAGUCCAGCAUUGUGUGUGCCAUCUGUCUGUGUCUGGCUGGCAAGACAGCUGUUCUUGGCAGAGGUGAUAAGGUUGGGCUCUAUGUCAAGCGUGGUUGCAAAAAAGGCCAUGUUGAAAUUGAACUGUACAAAAGAGGUGGUAAUGUGGUGAUUUUUAGAGAGAUACAUGCGGAGAACAAUCAGUCUCUGUGGAUGUUGAAUGAUCGGCAGUGCAGCCAGAAGGCGGUGGAAGAGGAAGUCAAAGCUUUGCGCAUCCAAGUCAGCAACCUCUGUCAGUUUCUACCUCAGGAAAAAGUGGGCGAGUUUGCCAAGAUGUCCAAAAUAGAGUUGCUGGAAGCAACCGAGAAGUCAGUGGGCCCACCAGAGAUGUAUGAAUACCACUGUGAGCUCAAAAACUUCCGCAAUAAAGAACGAGAACUGGAGAACGUUGUGAAGGAGAAAGCAAGCUUCCUGGAGAAAGCCAAGCAGCGAAAUGAAAGGAAUAAACACGAUGUAAACCGUUACUACGAAAAAAAGAGGCAUCUGGAUGUAAUCGAGUUGCUCGAGAAGAAGAAACCGUGGGUGGAGUACGAGACCACCCGUAAGGAACUUGAGGGUGUGAAGAAGGAGCGCGACGAGGCCAAAAAGCAGCUUUCAAGCCUGAAGCAGACCCAGGCGCCCAUGGUGAAGAAGAUCCAACAGAUUGACGAGCAGCUGAAGCCAACGGAGGCACAGAUAAAGGCUAAGACUGCUGCCAUCAAAGAAGCCUCGCUGAAGUGCAAACAGAAACAAGAUCAGCUGGAUCGAAAAAACAAAGAGAUCGACGAUAUUAAACAAAAAUUCAGACUUAAGCAGAUGGAGGAGGAAGACCACCAGAAGCGAAUCAGCAACACCAGAAGAACCAUCGAAGACCUGAAGGCGGAGCUCGCCAAAGUUGGCGACCAGCCGGAUGUAACCCCGCGCAUCAACGCCGUCAACGCUGAUCUGAGGCGCAUUCAGGAGGAGAGAGCCAAGAUCGAAGGGGAGAAGGGCGACCUGCGCAGGGAGAAGGACAACCUUUGUGCUGAAUCUAGAAUGUUGGAGAAGAAGCUCAACGACAUGAACAACAUGAUGAAUGCCAAAGAGGAGAAGCUGCGAGGACGUCACAGGGACACACACGCUGCCCUCCAGUGGCUCAGACAGAACAAGCAACUCUUUCGUGGAAACGUCCACGAGCCCAUGAUGCUGGUGAUCAAUGUGAAGGAUCACCGCUUUGCUAAGUAUGUGGAGAACCACAUCUCAUUCCACGACCUGCGUGCGUUCGUUUUCCAGAGGAAAGACGACAUGGAGAAGUUUAUGAUCGAGGUCCGUGACAAGAUGAACUUGAAGGUGAACUCCAUCUGUGCUCCGGAGGAGUCAUGUUCUAAGCGACCGCCAUCCCGAAAUAUUGAGUCCCUGAGGCGUUUCGGGUUCUUCACCUACCUCCGAGAGAUGUUUGACGCCCCCGAUGAGGUCAUGAGUUACCUCUGUCACCAGUACAGGGUGCAUGACGUGCCAGUGGGCAACGAGCGAACCAAAUCCAUGAUUAAAACGGUGAUUGAGGAGCCCUACCUCAAGGUGCUGUACACGACAGAGGAGAGGUACACUGUCAAAAGGUCCUUUUACUCAAACAAGAUAAGCACCAGCAACUCUGCAGUGCACCCGUCCCAGUACCUCACCAUCACUGUGGAUGCUGAGGAGAAACGGCAGCUGGAGCAGCAGAUGAAGUCCUGUGAGUCAAAGCUGCGAGACAUCGACGAGCGGAUGAAGGCCUUGCAGAAGGAAGCCGUCGCACUGGACCGCCGUGACAAUGAGCUGUUGGCAGAGAAGAAGGGUCUCUCUGAACUAAAGGGGAAAAAACGACAACUGGAGCAGAAAAUUAGUACCAAACAGGACAGUCUGAAGCAGAUGGAGCAGAAUAUUAUUGACCUGACAAAGAUUGAGGAGGAGACUAAACAGAAAAUUGCAGCUGUAAAUGCUGAGAAAGUGACCGUAGUGACUGCAUUCAUGGCCCAAAUGAAGCUGAGGGCCAAGCUGACGAUGGAGAAGGUGCAUCUGGCGUUGGAGACGGUGGGGCUGACGGCAGAGAAGAACAAACUGGAGAAUGACUGCAGAGAAGGUGCCUCUGAGCUGAGGACCACCGAUCAAAAAUGCAGCCGUCUGGAGCAGAGAAAGUUGCAGCUGACAGACCAAUGCAAAGGGCUGUUGAAGAGAGCAAAGGCGAUGUGUAAGAUGCAGCCUGAUCAGUCGUUACCCGAAGACCUGCGUAAUGUUGUCGAUGAGUACAACAGGAGAGAGCAGGAGAUUAAACAAAUGGAGAAAGAGCUGGAAGAGAAGAGCAACGCGCUGAACGCCUACCGACAGAACAUAUCUGAGGCUAAGGAACGCUGGCUUAAUCCUCUGAAACAUCUGGUUGAACAGAUAAACGAGAAGUUCAGUGCUUUCUUUCGCUCCAUGCAAUGUGCAGGAGAAGUCGAUCUGCAUUCAGAGAAUGAGGAGGAGUACGACAAGUACGGGAUCCGCAUCCGGGUGAAAUUUCACGCCACCACCCAGCUCCACGAGCUGACGCCUUACCAUCAGAGUGGAGGAGAGCGCAGCGUCUCCACCAUGCUUUACCUCAUGGCCUUGCAGGAGCUCAACCGCUGUCCCUUCAGAGUGGUGGAUGAGAUCAAUCAGGGAAUGGAUCCUGUAAAUGAAAGAAGAGUCUUUGACAUCGUGGUCCGCACAGCCUGCAAAGAAACAACGUCCCAGUACUUCUUCAUAACACCUAAAGUAAGUGUUCUAUGUUCAUGCAGACUGCCUGACUGGAAGUCCCAGUGGUACCAAGGAGCUGUUUAUGUGCCACUUUAUGCCAAAUAGUCAGACUGUUUGGAC